Molecule: messenger RNA, 749 nt
Organism: Agrilus planipennis (emerald ash borer)
Lineage: Eukaryota; Metazoa; Arthropoda; Insecta; Coleoptera; Buprestidae
Product: neuroligin 4-like
Exons: 1
Biological process (GO): chemical synaptic transmission; neuron cell-cell adhesion; presynaptic membrane assembly
Cellular component (GO): cell surface; synapse; postsynaptic membrane
Molecular function (GO): neurexin family protein binding; signaling receptor activity
Source: RefSeq, a predicted model, not a curated record
ACAACUAAUAGUUCCACAUGAGCCGUUAUAGUAGAAAAUAAUAGUCGAAGUACAAUGAUUACAAAAUAUAAAUAAUUAUCCUUGAAGGAUCCGCAUAAAUGAAACGUUCCGUUUCUUGUUUUUUCUUUCAAACAUGCAUUCGAAAGGGAUGAUUAAUGCAAGAGGUGAACUCCCGCAACUCAUCAGAUCCACUCUCGCGUACGCAGGGAAACACUCCAGGGAAAAUAUGAGAAAGAGAAACGAGUUUUUCUAAGGGUUCUGUAAAUCCUUCGAGAUGCGUUUUGGCACCAGUGACCGGGGUGGUUCUGGUUCUAUAUUGUGUGCGCAUUUGUUGACGUUCCUUGUAUUAGGGGGUUGUUUGGGGAACCCGGAACCAUCACCCAAUCAACGUGCACCUCUUUCAUCACGCACCGUAAGGACCAAAUACGGGGACGUGAGUGGUGUGAUCAUAACGUUGGAUUCGCGUCAUUUGGAACCCGUCGAAGUGUUUCGUGGUAUACCUUACGCUAGUCCCCCUUUGGGGAGCUUACGAUUUAUGCCGCCGGUAACGGGUGCUCUAUGGUCGGGUGUGAAAAUUGCGGACAAGUUUAGUCCUGUGUGUCCCCAGAGAUUGCCCGAUAUUCGUAACGAAACUGCCGCGCUUAAAAAGAUGCCCCGAGGUAGACUGGAAUAUUUAAAGAGAUUGUUACCGUAUUUGCAGAACCAAAGUGAGGAUUGUCUCUACCUCAACAUUUAUGCUCCAGCUCAAG